Penicillium brevicompactum is the source of this 1488-nucleotide messenger RNA. Its product is annotated as putative MFS transporter. Gene Ontology annotation, cellular component: membrane. Bases 1 to 1488 code for a protein of 495 amino acids. The record is from RefSeq and is a predicted model, not a curated record. Gene Ontology annotation, molecular function: transmembrane transporter activity. NCBI's taxonomy places the organism in Eukaryota, Fungi, Ascomycota, Eurotiomycetes, Eurotiales, Aspergillaceae. Gene Ontology annotation, biological process: transmembrane transport. The transcript has 4 exons.
AUGGACGAAAAACAUCCCGUGGCAGUACCGCAGCACCCCGGCACCGAUCGCGCAGAUGAUGCUGUUGUUUAUCUUGAGGGUCAUGCAAACGAUGCGGACGGCCCACAGGUCGAUCUGCGGGCCCUCCGCCGCAAGAUUGAUCUGCGCUUGAUGCCGUACAUGUUCUGUUGCUAUAUUUUACAGUUUCUCGACAAGGUCAUGCUAAAUUAUGCAGCCGUCAUGGGGAUAAAGAAGGAUUUGAAUCUGGUCGGAAAUGAUUUUUCUAAUACUGCUACCUGGUUCUUCAUUGCAUAUUUGAUUGCAGAAGUUCCCAAUGUAUACUUUUUACAAAAGGCACCUCCUGCCAAAUGGCUUGGAGGAAAUGUUUUCCUUUGGGGCAUCGCUGCCGCCGCGUCAGCUGGCGCCCAGAACUACCGCGGUUUGCUAGUCGCCAGAAUAUUCCUGGGAAUUUUCGAAGCUACCGUCGGGCCAUCUUUGAUGCUUAUUAGCAGCCAGUACUACACACGCAGCGAGCAAGCCCCUCGCUUCACUGUUUGGUACAUGGGUCUUGGCGUCGCUCAAAUCCUUGGAGGGCUCAUUUCUUUCGGCUUUCAACACGUGAAUAAUGCUUCAUUGGAGGGAUGGAGAAUUAUGUUCAUUGUCCUUGGUCUGGUCACAGCUGUGGUUGGUUGCUUGACAUUCUUUUUCAUCCCGGACACACCAAUGAAAGCCACUUGGUUGACUGAGCAUGAGAAGGUUGUUCUCCUGCGACAUGUCAGUGAGAACCAAACCGGGGUAUGGAGUACGACUCUGAAUCUGAGCCAAAUCGUCGAGGCCAUCCUGGAUCCACAGCUAUGGCUGCUGACCGUGACAACAAUUCUGAUCUCGGUAUCAAGUGGUGUAGUGACCACAUAUUCGUCUACUUUGAUUGCUGGAUUCGGAUUUUCUGGUCCAAUCUCAGCCCUUCUCAACAUGCCCUCGGGGAUAGUCAGUAUCUUCUUUACAUUGUUGGUUGGAUUUGGCAUUCGGAAAACCUCUCACCGUUGGGCUUGGAAUGCAUUCUGCACCAUCCCUGGAAUCAUCGGUGGUGGGCUCUUGUCAUUCCUACCGAAAAGCAACACGGCAGGCGUUUUGAUCGGCAUUUACCUGGUGAACGCAAUUGUAGCCACUCUGCCAAUUCUCUACCAGUGGACCAUGGCCAAUUGUGCCGGUCACACGAAACGGGCCUUUGCCAGUGCCUUGGUUGCUGGCUCUUUCUCAGUGGGAAAUAUUAUUGGCCCUCAGACAUUCCAGUCGCGAGAUGCGCCAGAAUACCGACCCGCCAAGAUUGCUGUUCUUGCCACACAGGCUGCUGCGGCUGUGCUGUCAGUUCUUCUCUUUGCCUACUACAUGUGGCAAAACCGCCGCAGAGACCAGACCAGAGGUCUCGUGGACGAGAAUAUGAUCGAUGAGACAAAGUGGGCUGGGCUCACAGACAAGCAAAAUCCCUCUUUCCGUUAUGUCUACUAA